GUAUCAAUUCAUAAUCAUAUGAUCAUUGCAAAAAAAAAAAAAAAAUAGAUAGAUUUGUACCUCUUAUAGAUUCUAUAUUUCUAAAAGAGUCUAGAUCUAUAAUAAAUAAAUGAUUCUAUAACUUAGUAAAACCCACGUCAAAUUAAUCAAAAUUAAUUGAGACUAAGACGUCUAAGUCUAAGAUCUGCAGCACAAAAACUUUCAGUGUGACUUUCUUGAGUCACUGAAAGUCUAAGUUAGACUUAGUCAGAGUGACUUGGAGUACUUAGACUCUAUUCAUCAUGAUUAUUCACUAAUCUAGUCUAGAUCUAACUGUAAAUAUUAUAAUUAUAAUGUCACCAUCGGCAUUUAGAUCUCGAUCUAAUAUCAGAUCUAGAUCUUAUACUACAAACGACUUAAAAUUUACCUUUAUUUACAUCAUGAUGAUGGUCAGCUGUCUUUCACAAAAUGUUCACAAUUUACAAUCAGACAGUGACUUGAGUGACACAAAAUUGUCCGGUGCAGUAGAUCUAGCAAAUAAGAUUUAUAAGAAUACUGGUGCAAAUAAAAAUAACAAAAACAUCACUGUAAAUGCAUCGAAUUUAGAUCUAGAAACUGCGAAUUUGAACUUCAAUUUAUCAACCUCUAUUGUUUCAAAUUGCUCAUUUGGAACUACAUACUCAGAUUAUGUUAAUAUAUCUCAACAGAUUAUAUUUAUUUAUAAUUAUCUGGAAGAAAAUAAGACAACAGCUGUACGUGUCACUGUAAAAUCUUCAAAUGCAACUGAAGCUUUUCCUACAAUGUUUGUUGCUAGGCAACAAGAAGGAAUUCUUUCUUGGCAAAUCCCAUUUGAAAUUGGAAGCAGCUAUUCUUUUUGGUCAGUGAGUAGAACAUUGUGUCCCAUAGACAAGAGUAAAAAAAAAACUAUUUCAAAAAGCCAGUUGAUAUAUAUAACUGUUUCAAGUAUGUGGGAGCAUAAUGUCCAUUUUACUCUUACUACAAACAGAGUUACUGAUUUUGAACUAGAACAUGACAAGCCAAGAACAUUUCACCUGAGUGUUUGGCAACCAACAUAUUUUAUGUAUACAUUUCCUGAAAAUGUUUCAACAAUUUUACUCAAAGUUACUUCAGCAUCACAUAUUUGUAUGACAGUAUCUGUACAAAAUAUUAAGUGUCCUGUAUUUGACCUUGAAACUAACGUAGAAUUUGAAGGAAAGCACCAAACUAUGACCACUCAAGCCGCCAUGUUUUUAGAGAAAGAUGACUUUAAAGAAAUGAAUGGAUUCUAUGUUGUGUUUAUUGUCAAACCAAGUAAUGAAGUUUGUGAAGGUUACUUGCAACAAACUGUGAUUGGACCAAGUAAUGAAACAGACUCUAAGAAAACAGUCACUGUGGAAAUCAAGGGAACUAUUUCUGGUUCUCAAUACUUAUCUGCAAUUUUGGGAGCUAUUGGCUUUUAUUUGAUAUUUUAUGUGAUUGCUUUCAUCAUAGGCAUUGUUUUUGCUGGAUGUGGCUUACACAAAGGAUUAGAUGAGUUAACGCAAGAGGAAAUAGAACAAUCCUGUUAUUUAUUUGAAAGAAGUAUGGAAAAUGUUUUGGCUACUCCUGGUAAUGAAAGAAGGUCAAUAAGCAGUCAACCAAAUGAGAGUUAUGGUUCAAUUUGUGCAUCUACAGAGUCCAGUGGAGAUAAUAUUUUAAGUCCAGCAACAUCAAUGAAUCAAAUAGAAUGUUCUAAUUCAUCAGACUCAUUGGAUGAAUCCAGCAUAGAUUUUUUACAUGAUGCAAGCAUUGAGAAAGAGAUAGUCAGAACUAAGACAGCCCUUUUUGUAAGUGAUUUGGCUAGAAAGAAACGGAAGAAGUUGGCUAAAUCCUACAGACUUUAUCACUGGAAUCUUAUAACUAUUGCUAUAUUUUAUGGCUUGCCUGUUGUACAAUUAGUUAUAACGUAUCAGAGGGUCUUGACAAGCACAGGCAAUCAAGAUCUCUGUUACUACAACUUUGCUUGUUCUCAUCCACUUGAAAAUUAUUUGAGUUCAUUUAACAAUGUCUUCAGUAACAUUGGCUAUAUUAUGUUGGGUCUACUAUUUAUUGUUAUUGUUUACCGAAGAGAUGUCUUACAUAAAAAAAUACUUCGUAAGCAUGGAAAGCUUGAAAAACUUUAUGGCAUACCUCAACACUUUGGUUUGUUCUAUGCCAUGGGCUUGGCUUUGUUUAUGGAAGGAAUCAUGAGUGCUUGUUAUCACGUGUGUCCCAACUACACAAAUUUUCAAUUUGACACAUCUUUUAUGUACAUCAUAGCAUGUCUAAACAUGUUGAAAAUAUACCAGUCCAGGCAUCCUGAUAUCAAUGCCAAAGCACAUACUGCAUAUUUCUCCAUGGCAGUUAUUAUAUUUAUUGCUGUGCUAGGUGUGGUGUAUGGCACAAAUAUUUUCUGGAUAUUGUAUGCACUGAUUCACAUGUUGGUGACUUUAGUUCUGACAGCUCAAGUCUAUUAUAUGGGGAGAUGGAAUAUUGAUUGUAAUAUAUUUAGAAGAAUAUGGCGUCUUGUGAUAACAGAAGGAAGAAAAUGUACUAACCCAGUUUAUCCUAGUCGCUUCACUCUUUUACUAAUUGGUAAUAUUAUUAAUUGGGUUUUUGCAUUAUAUGGAGCCAUAAAGCAGCCUUCAGACUUUGCCACUUACCUUCUAGCAAUAUUUAUAGGAAAUUUGUUGCUUUAUUGUAUCUUCUACAUCAUAAUGAAGUUGCUGUACAAGGAGCAUUUGAACUGGUUAGUUAAAAUUGUCAUCUGUACAUCAGUAAUUACAUGGGCUGGAUCUUUGUACUUUUUCUUUCAAAAUUUAACAUCAUGGAGUGAGACACCAGCAGGUUCUCGCUCAGGAAAUAGAGAAUGCAUAUUGUUGGAUUUUUAUGAUCAUCAUGAUGUAUGGCACUUCCUGUCAGCUAUUAGCCUUUUCUUUUCAUUUAUGAUCCUGCUGCUUUUAGAUGAUGAUCUGUCACAUGUACGACGAGACAAGAUUCCAGUUUUUUAAUUAUUGUUUUUAACUUCUAUUUUGUUUGUUUUCCCGAAAUUCGCAAUGAGUAUCAAAUUGUUUGUAUGUUGCUAACUCUAUCAACAAUAAACUAUAGUUUUGAAAUAAAA
Biomphalaria glabrata is the source of this 3118-nucleotide messenger RNA. RefSeq names its product SID1 transmembrane family member 1-like. Bases 333 to 3008 code for a protein of 891 amino acids. The transcript is spliced from 23 exons. Gene Ontology annotation, cellular component: membrane. The record is from RefSeq and is a predicted model, not a curated record. Lineage: Eukaryota; Metazoa; Mollusca; Gastropoda; Planorbidae.